AUGGGACGAGGACAGGGUCCCCACCUGCACGAGCAGGAUUUUGGAAGAACGAUCAGGGGGACAGGUGGGGCUCUCCUGCUCCUGACAAGGGACACGACAGACUCGCAGCGCGGUGCGCGGAAGCGUGGGCAGCAGCAGCGCGGCAAGGGCCGCGGUGCCAGGGGCCGUGCCGAUGCUGGACCCCGUCUCGUUGACAAGAACGCGCUGUCCGCGCGCGGCAGCGGGCCCUCGCGCCAGUCGCGCUCGCCGUCGCCCGACUCUCCGCCCGCCAAGCGGGCCGCCUCCGCUGACUCGUCCGGCUAUGAAACCGAUACGCCGGACGAGGUGCAGCAGGAGGCGGUCCGCAGGGUAUGCGGCGCGCUCGGCAUGAGGGAGCAGUUCGAGGCGGCGAUGGCGGCGGGCGAGCUGCUCGAGAUGCUCGAGAGCUUGCCGCGAGGGGCGGUCGAGGCCUCUGUCCGACAGAUGCGGGGUUACAACCGCACGGGCGAGUGGCCAGAGCCCAUUCUCACCAGCCCUGCCCCGCAGCGCGGCCGCUCGCCAAGCCCCGUCGAUGAGUGGUCAGAUGGUUAG
Messenger RNA from Emiliania huxleyi CCMP1516, 570 nucleotides. RefSeq lists its product as hypothetical. The coding region runs from base 1 to 570 and encodes 189 amino acids. Lineage: Eukaryota; Haptophyta; Isochrysidales; Noelaerhabdaceae. The transcript is spliced from 2 exons. The record is from RefSeq and is a predicted model, not a curated record.